CAGCCAAUUACGCUGCCCACAAGAACGCGGCAGCGACAUCCGUCUUUGCACAACAAAACACUUCACACCUCUUCAAUCAUACUACCAAACCUCUCACUCUCCCAUUUCCAACCCGCAAACUUCACAAUCCCCCGCCUCAAACCUCAAACCCUCAAAAUGUCACCCCGCGCCCUCUACACAGCAACCCGCUCCCUGCGCACCCCCAUCCCCAGCUCGCGUAUAAGUUUCACCAUGCGCCGCACCUUCCUCAGCACACCCACCCUGCGCAUCAAAGAAGACGCAACGCGCACCCCCGAACAAGUCGAAAGCGCAAAGCAAGAACAGCUCAAGGAGCAAGAGAAGGGCGAGGGCAGAUGGCGCGAAGACCUUGCUAGUCAUGGCGAGAGCAACAUUGCUGCGGAUAAACAGCAGGUGCACGAUCAUGAUCAGCAUAUGAAGGAACUUCAGCAGGAGGGUAAGAAGAAGGGUGAGAAGGGGGAAAUGUAAGGACGUCUUGAAGAAGUAUGAUCUGAAAAGCACAAGAGCGAUAGAAGUUUGUGGUGAUAUGUAUCAAUUGAAACAAGCGCAUACCAAACAAACAAGCUGAACCCAAAGAGAAGAGAAGCAGCAGCAUGUUGAAGCCACCUACAUCCCCCUCCCAUCCC
This is a messenger RNA of Alternaria rosae, 644 nucleotides long. RefSeq lists its product as uncharacterized. The transcript has a single exon. The record is from RefSeq and is a predicted model, not a curated record. The coding region runs from base 157 to 486 and encodes 109 amino acids. NCBI's taxonomy places the organism in Eukaryota, Fungi, Ascomycota, Dothideomycetes, Pleosporales, Pleosporaceae.